Ahaetulla prasina is the source of this 11887-nucleotide messenger RNA. It is a transcript of the gene DNAH12, whose product is annotated as dynein axonemal heavy chain 12. Gene Ontology annotation, biological process: microtubule-based movement. Gene Ontology annotation, molecular function: dynein light intermediate chain binding; ATP binding; dynein intermediate chain binding. Lineage: Eukaryota; Metazoa; Chordata; Lepidosauria; Squamata; Colubridae. The record is from RefSeq and is a predicted model, not a curated record. The coding region runs from base 19 to 11757 and encodes 3912 amino acids. Gene Ontology annotation, cellular component: dynein complex. The transcript has 73 exons.
GUAACGGAGCAACAGAAGAUGCUUAACAAAAUCAUAAUUAAUGUUGCUACAAAAGAUUAUACAAUGUCCAUGGAGGAAUUUCUUAAAAGAGAGCCUGAGCCUGUUGCUCCACAACUGCCUUAUACUAUGAACAGUGAACAGAAACAAAUUAGAAAUAAUUAUCUCUUUAUGAAGAAGUGUGUUGAAAGUAAUCCAGUGGUACCUAUUCAGCAGGAGUGGUUACUCUCCAUGCUUACAUUGGUACCACAGUCUCUCAUGGAGGGCAAGGAUAGAGAGAAAUUGGUUGAAGAACUCUUAAAUGAAAUAACAGAUGAUUAUGAAAUGAGUAUGAAAAGAUAUAUGGUUCGAAGCGUUCUUAUCAAGCCUGAAGUAAAAUUACUUGAAUAUGAAAAAGAAGGACCUUUGCCAGUUGAACCUGUCGGAUUAGACUUUUCUAGACCGUGGCAUAAAAGUUUUAUACAAGCAAGAAAACAGAUUUUUGAAAAUUUACAUAUUCUCCAUCCAACUUUAAGAAUUCUCCUUGAAAUUGGUUACAGAAUGUUUUCCAUGUUACUUAUAGUAGAUGUAUCUGGUUUCAGGUCAAGAGGCCCAAUAGAAUGUGAAUCCCUACAAAAUGAUGUGUCUAUAAAAUGCUUAAAAACAGAAGAAAAGAUAUUAAACACAUGGUAUCCAAAGGUUAUCAAUCUCUUUACCAGAAAAGAAGCACUGGAGGGAGUGAAACCUGAGCAAAUGGAUUCUUUCUAUAGCUGUGUGGCUACACUCAUGUCUAAUCAGCUGAAGGAGUUGUUAAAAAGAUCCGUUGAAGCUUAUGUGAAGUUGUUUGACUUAAAAGAUCAGAGAUGGCUACCAUUGUUCAGAAUGGAAUUGACUUUUGAUGAUGAGAAAAUGGACUUUUAUCCUAGCUUUCAUGAUCUGGAAGAAACCAUCUUAUGUAUUAUUACUUUGAUUUCACAAACUUUGCAGAAUGUCCAGACAAUACAUUCAUGGUUAGGAGGUACAAACAUAGUAACAACUAUUGACACUGAACUUCCUGACCAUGUUAUAGCAUGGGCUUCAUCUGUACUGAAGACAGCAAUCAAUGAGAAUUUGAAAGGUGCAAAAGCACAUUUUGAUUCUUAUGUGGAAAAAUAUGGCUGGCUUGUAGAUGGUGCUGCAGAUGACCGUAUUAAAACAUUUAUAGCUGAGGAACACAGUUUUGAUGAAUAUGCAGAGCUUAUAGAUGAAUUUUUAAAUCUUUCGACUGAAAUAAUGAGCUUGCCAAUGAUAGCUCACUUCUCUAUGGUGCGUUUAGAUUGUGAUGACUUGAAGCAAGGAUUAUGUGAAAAAGCAAAAAGUUUUGCAUAUAAAUUAUUGGAUUUAUUAGCUAACAAUCAUAGAGAAGAAAAUAACAAGAUAUGUAAUGAAUUUGAAACCAUUAAAGAACGUGCAUUAAAAGUUCCUGAGACAACAGAAGAAAUGAUGGAAAGUAUAGCCUUUAUAGACAAGGCUAAAACCAUAGGUAUCCAGAGGUUGUAUGAAAGGAUUAAGGAAUGCCAGCGACGAAUGAAUUAUCUUCUGGAUGUUUAUUUAUUUGAACCAGAAGACUUGACACUGAAUGCAACUGUUUUGUUGUGGCCUCAAAAUAUUAACCCUAUCUUUGAUGAAAAUGAUGAUAUUAUAGAAAUGUCUAAACGGAAGGGUGAAAGUGAAUUACUAGCCAAACGUGAGAAAUUGAUAAUGGAAGUAGAAAAGCAAAUUCGUCGUAUGCAAGAAUUCACAGAGUACUGUGAUUUGGACCGCAUGCAACAGUAUGUGACUGACAUGAGAACACUGCAAAAACGCAUACAAGAUGCUGAUGAAGCAGUUACUUUUAUUAAUAAAGAAGAGAAGCUUUUAAAUUGGGAGCUGACUGAAUAUCCAGAGUUGGAGACCUUAAAAGUUAACAUUGAGCCAUAUCAGAAACUUUUUGUUUUUAUAUUGAAGUGGCAGCGGACUGAGAAACGAUGGAUGGAUGGUGCUUUUCUAGAUCUCAAUGGAGAAAAGAUGGAAGGUGAAGUAGAUGAAUUUUUUCGAGAAAUUUAUAAGACAUUAAGAUUUUUUCAACAACAGCUAAAGAAAGCUGAAAUAGAAAGAAAAAAGUCACUGCGAAGAGCAGUAGUUGAAGAGAGAGUAGAGGAAGAAAAGAAGGACAAUCCAACUAUUUCAAUGUGUAAUUCUGUAAUGCAGCAGAUUAAAGAUUUCAAAGAAAAUAUCCCACUGGUGACUAUUCUUUGUAAUCCAGGCAUAAAAGCUCGUCAUUGGAAUCAGAUGUCAGAAAUUGUUGGAUAUGAUUUAACUCCAGAUUCUGGAAGUACCUUAAGAAAAGUGUUAAAGCAGAAUCUAACUCCUUACUUAGAGCAAUUUGAAGUCAUAAGUAUGGGAGCAAGUAAGGAAUUUUCACUAGAAAAAGCAAUGCAUAAUAUGAUGGAGACCUGGGAUUCAAUUUUCUUCCAAACUGGCUUAUAUCGUGAGACUGGAGUUAGUAUUCUGUCUGCUGUUGAUGAAAUCCAGACAAUUCUAGAUGAUCAGAUUGUAAAAACACAAACAAUGAGGGGAUCACCAUUCAUCAAGCCGUUUGAAAAACAAAUGAAGGAAUGGGAAGAACGCUUAAUCAGAAUUCAAGAGACUAUUGAUGAGUGGCUAAAAGUGCAAGCUCAGUGGCUUUACUUGGAACCAAUUUUUUCUUCAGAAGACAUUAUGCAACAAAUGCCAGAGGAAGGGCGCCAAUUCCAAACUGUGGAUAGAUAUUGGAGAGAUAUUAUGAAAUACUGUGUCAAAGAUCCCAAGGUUCUUGCUGCCACAUCAUUGACAGGGUUGUUGGAAAAACUUCAGAACUGUAAUGAUCUUCUUGACAAAAUCAUGAAAGGGUUGAAUGCCUAUCUUGAGAAGAAGCGUCUCUUCUUUCCCCGCUUUUUUUUCUUGUCUAAUGAUGAGAUGUUGGAGAUACUGUCAGAGACUAAAGACCCUCUCCGUGUCCAGCCUCACUUGAAAAAGUGUUUCGAGGGCAUUGCUAAACUUGAAUUUCGGCCAAACCUGGAUAUUAAGUCAAUGUAUAGCACUGAAGGUGAACGUGUGGAAUUUAUUUCAACUAUUUCAACUUCUGAAGCUCGGGGAGCUGUUGAAAAGUGGCUAAUACAAGUCGAAGAUAUUAUGUUGAGAAGUAUUCAUGACGUUAUUACAAGAUCAAGACUGGCAUAUCCAGAAAGCCCAAGAAAAGAAUGGGUGAGAGAAUGGCCUGGGCAGGUAGUUUUAUGCGUCUCACAAAUGUUCUGGACAAGUGAAGUUCAUGAAGCCAUAGCUAGUGGCCCAGAGGGCUUGCAGAAUUAUUACCAGGCUCUUCAAUAUCAGUUAAAUGAUAUUGUAGAGUUGGUAAGAGGGAAGUUGUCUAAACAAACACGGAUUACAUUGGGUGCUUUGGUCACUAUUGAUGUUCAUGCUAGAGAUGUCGUCAUGGAAAUGAUUGAAAGUGGUGUGUUAAAGGAGACAGAUUUUCAAUGGCUUGCUCAGUUGCGAUAUUACUGGGAGUAUGAUAAUGUACGUGUGCGCAUCAUCAAUUGCAAUGUAAAAUAUGCUUACGAAUAUCUUGGCAAUUCUCCUAGACUUGUUAUUACUCCUCUCACAGACAGAUGUUAUCGCACUCUGAUUGGAGCAUUUUAUUUAAAUCUUGGUGGUGCUCCAGAAGGUCCAGCUGGGACAGGUAAAACAGAGACCACCAAAGAUUUGGCUAAAGCUGUUGCGGUGCAAUGCGUGGUCUUCAACUGCUCUGAUGGCCUUGAUUAUCUAGCCAUGGGGAAGUUUUUUAAGGGUUUAGCUUCUUCAGGUGCUUGGGCCUGCUUUGAUGAAUUCAAUCGCAUUGAACUGGAGGUACUGUCUGUAGUAGCCCAGCAGAUUCUUUGCAUCCAGAGAGCUAUACAACAGAAGAUGGAGAUAUUUAAUUUUGAAGGAACUGAACUGAAGCUUAAUCCCAAUUGUUUUGUUGCUAUUACUAUGAAUCCAGGUUAUGCAGGUCGCUCUGAACUACCAGAUAAUCUGAAGGUUCUUUUCCGAACAGUUGCUAUGAUGGUUCCUAAUUAUGCCCUCAUUGCUGAAAUCUCUCUAUAUUCUUAUGGAUUUCUGAAUGCUAAACCAUUGUCUGUGAAGAUAGUGAUGACCUACAGAUUGUGCUCAGAACAACUUUCAUCUCAGUUUCAUUAUGACUAUGGAAUGCGUGCAGUCAAAGCAGUACUAAUAGCUGCUGGUAACUUAAAACUAAAAUUUCCAACAGAGAAUGAAGAUAUACUGCUCCUUCGAUCAAUCAAAGAUGUAAAUGAGCCUAAAUUUUUGUCUCAUGACAUACCUCUAUUUAUGGGAAUUACAAGUGAUUUAUUUCCUGGCAUUAAGCUUCCCGAAGCUGACUACACUGAUUUUCUGGAAUGUGCAAAUGAAUGUUGUAAAGGGCAUAAUGUCCAGCCUGUUAAAGUUUUUCUAGAAAAGAUGAUACAGACUUAUGAAAUGAUGAUAGUUAGACAUGGGUUUAUGCUUGUAGGAGAACCUUUUUCUGGCAAGACAAAAGUUCUGCAUGUAUUAGCAGAUACACUUUCCCUAAUGAACGAGCGUGGGUAUGGAGAAGAAGAAAAGGUAAUACACAGAACUGUCAAUCCAAAAGCUAUUACUAUGGGGCAACUCUUUGGACGAUUUGAUCCAGUAUCUCAUGAGUGGACAGAUGGCAUAGUGGCCAAUACUUUUCGAGAAUUUGCUUUAACUGAAACACCUGACCGCAAAUGGGUUGUUUUUGAUGGUCCUAUUGAUACUCUUUGGAUAGAAAGUAUGAACACUGUGUUGGAUGACAACAAAAAGCUAUGUUUGAUGAGUGGAGAAAUUAUUCAAAUGUCACCUCAGAUGAGCCUCAUCUUUGAGGCUAUGGAUCUAUCUCAGGCUUCCCCAGCUACAGUCAGUCGAUGUGGAAUGAUUUAUUUAGAGCCUUUGCAGUUGGGAUGGAAGCCACUUGUUACUUCAUGGUUGAACACACUUCCUGAGCCCCUGAAUGAAAAGGAAUUCCAAGACCUGUUCGAAGAACUUUUUGAUUGGUUAGUACCUCCUGCUUUGCGAGUUCGUUGGAAACAGUGCAAGGAGUUAGUUCCCACCAGCAAUAGCAAUAAUGUGGUUUCUCUCAUUCGGCUGUUGGAAAUGCUGUUGUGUCACAAAGCAAAAAAAGAUCCAAGCAAUAAAAAUAUUCAUAAAUGGGUUACGGGUUGUUUUGCUUUUGCUAUGAUUUGGUCUAUUGGAGCAACCUGUGAUAGUGAUGGACGGAUUAUAUUUGAUAACUUUAUGAGAGAUAUUGUCAUAGGAAAGUUGGAUGAACAUCCAAUACCAGCAUCCAUAGGAAAAUGGGAACAUCCAUUUGAAGAAAAAGGAUUGGUGUAUGAUUAUAUGUUUGAGUUAAAAGGAAAAGGCCGUUGGGCACAUUGGAAUGAAGCUGUUAAAAGUAUCAAUUAUAGUGAUAAAAGUAUUAAAGUUCAAGACAUUAUAGUUCCAACAAUGGACACAGUCAGAUAUACCUAUUUGAUGGAAUUAUGCAUUAAAUAUGGAAAGGCACUGCUUUUUGUGGGACCUACUGGUACUGGGAAGUCUGUAUAUGUAAAAGACAAGCUAAUGCACAACUUACAAAAGGAUCUCUAUUUCCCAUUCUUCCUUAACUUUUCAGCUCGAACCAGUGCCAAUCAGACCCAGAACAUUAUCAUGGCCAGGUUGGACAAAAGGCGGAAAGGAAUAUAUGGGCCACCUGUGGGAAAGAAAUGUAUAAUCUUUGUAGAUGAUAUGAAUAUGCCUGCACUGGAGCAAUAUGGAGCUCAGCCUCCAGUUGAACUUUUAAGACAGUUUUUUGAUCAUGGAAUCUGGUAUGAUUUAAAAGACACAAAUAAAAUUACACUGAUUGAUAUUCAGUUGAUGGCUGCCAUGGGUCCACCAGGUGGUGGAAGAAAUCCUGUAACACCUCGUUUCCUGAGACAUUUCAAUAUUUGCACCAUUAAUGCCUUUAGUGAUGAAACAAUGGUCCGGAUUUUUUCUACUGUUGUUUCUCUCUAUCUCAGAGUAAAUGAAUUUAUUCCAGAAUAUUUCACAAUUGGAAACCAGAUUGUCAGUGGCACUAUGGAGGUAUAUAAGAAAGCCAUGGCAAACCUAUUGCCAACCCCAGCCAAAUCCCAUUAUACGUUCAAUUUGCGAGAUUUUUCACGAGUUAUCCUAGGCUGCUUGCUUAUUAAGAAGGACUCGGUUGUCAACAAGCAUACAAUGAUUCGUCUUUUUGUACAUGAAGUAUUUCGAGUGUUUUAUGACCGGCUUGUGGAUGAUGCUGAUAGGGCUUGGGUGUUCAAACUCAUAAAAGAAAUUGUGAAAGAACAUUUCAAAGAAUCUUUUGAUGCAGUAUUUUCACACCUGAGACAAGGAAAUGCACCUAUAAGUGAAGAAGAUCUGAGAAAUCUGCUGUUUGGAGACUACAUGAAUCCUGACCUUGAAGGAGAAGAAAGAAUUUAUUAUGAAAUUCCAAGUAUACAAAUGUUCAAUGAUGUUGUGGAACUGUGUUUGGAUGAAUAUAAUCAAACUCACAAAACAAGAAUGAAUCUAGUAAUUUUUAGGUAUGUAUUGGAACAUUUGUCUCGUAUAUGCCGUGUGCUCAAGCAAUCUGGAGGUAAUGCUUUACUUGUUGGAAUGGGAGGAAGUGGACGACAAUCCAUGACACGAUUGGCUACAUCCAUGGCAAAAAUGAAUAUUUUCCAACCUGAAAUAUCCAAGAGCUAUGGAAUGAAUGAGUGGAGGGACGACCUAAAGAAUCUUCUGAGGAGCGCAGGUAUGAAGGGUUUGAAAACUGUAUUUUUGAUCACAGACACACAAAUCAAAGAAGAAGGAUUUUUAGAAGAUGUUGACAGUGUGCUUAAUACAGGAGAAGUACCCAAUCUUUUUGCAGCUGAUGAGAAACAGGAAGUUAUGGAGGGAGUUCGUGCUGUAGCCCAGGCAGGCCAUAAACAUGAAGAUCUUGGUCCAUUGGCCUUAUUUGCUUUCUUUGUCAACCGUUGCAAAGACAAUCUCCAUGUUGUAGUAGCUUUCAGUCCAAUUGGAGAUGCUUUUCGCAAUCGCUUGAGACAAUUUCCAUCUCUCAUCAACUGUUGUACUAUCGAUUGGUUCCAGCCAUGGCCUGAAGAUGCUCUUGAACGUGUAGCUGUUAAAUUCUUGGAAAAGCUUGAGCUCACAGAAAAUGAACGUACAGAAGUUGUUCCCAUCUGUAAAUAUUUCCAUACAUCUGUGUUAUCACUUUCUGAAAGAUUUUUGAACCAAUUGGGACGACAUAACUAUGUUACACCUACUUCCUACCUUGAACUUAUUGGUUCCUUCCAACUUCUUUUGUCACAGAAUCGUGAUACUAUCAUGAAGGCAAAAAAAAGAUAUACUAAUGGAUUAGACAAAUUAGCUUUUGCUGAAUCUCAGGUUGGUGAAAUGAAGAAAGAACUUGUUGAUUUGCAACCUAAAUUGGAGCAAGCAAAAGUGGAUAAUGCAGCCAUGAUGAAGAUCAUUGAGAAGGAAUCUGCUGAGGUUGAAGCAAAAAGCAAAACUGUAAAAGUAGAUGAGGAGCUUGCUACAGAAAAGGCCACGGAAGCUCAGGCACUGAAAAACGAAUGUGAGAGUGACCUUGCGGAAGCAAUUCCAGCACUAGAGGCAGCAUUGGCUGCACUUGACACCCUGAAGCCUGCAGAUAUUACAAUUGUAAAAUCAAUGAAGAAUCCACCUUCUGGAGUUAAACUGGUUAUGGCUGCCAUUUGUGUCAUGAAGGAUAUAAAACCAGAAAAAAUUGCUGAUCCUUCUGGAAUUGGAGGGAAGAUUUUAGACUAUUGGGGACCUAGCAAAAAACUUUUAGGUGAAAUGAAUUUCCUUAAAGAUCUGAGAGAAUAUGACAAAGAUAACAUUCCAGUAUCAGUGAUGCAGAAGAUUCGUUCAGAAUAUCUAACUAAUCCUGAAUUUGAUCCUCCCAAAGUGGCUAAAGCAUCUUCUGCAGCAGAAGGGUUAUGUAAAUGGAUUAUGGCAAUGGAGGUUUAUGACCGUGUAGCAAAGGUGGUUGCUCCUAAGAAAGCCCGCUUAGCAGAAGCCCAGCAGUCAUUAGCACAUACUAUGGCAUUAUUAAAUCAGAAGAGAGCCGAACUUAAAGCUGUUGAGGAUCGUUUGGAAGCAUUGCAAGAAACUUUUCUUGAGAAAACUGAAGAAAAAGCUCGCCUAGAGUUCCAAGUGGACCUGUGCGCUAAAAAGCUGGAAAGAGCAGAAAAGCUGAUUGGAGGACUUGGUGGAGAAAAAUCAAGAUGGUCUCAUGCUGCAGAUGACCUCCAGAACACUUACGAUAAUUUGACAGGAGAUGUUCUGAUAUCAGCAGGGGUGAUAGCUUACCUUGGUGCUUUUACUGCUGGAUUUCGACAAGAAUGUACUAAAGAGUGGAGCAAACUCUGCAAGGUGAAAAAUAUUCCAUGUUCUGAAAACUUCUCUCUAAGUAAGACCCUUGGCGAUCCAAUAAAAAUUAGAGCCUGGAAUAUUGCAGGUCUUCCAACAGAUCAGUUUUCCAUAGAUAAUGGUGUGAUUGUUGACAAUUCUAGACGUUGGCCAUUAAUGAUUGAUCCCCAAGGUCAAGCAAAUAAAUGGAUAAAACAUUCUGAGAAAGAGAACAGACUGAGCGUCAUAAAAUUUACUGAUUCAGACUACAUGAGAACUCUAGAAAAUUGCAUUCAGUUUGGUACUCCUCUUCUGCUUGAAAAUGUUGGAGAAGAUAUAGAUCCUUCCUUGGAACCUUUGCUACUUAGGCAAACUUUUAAACAAGGAGGCAUGGAUUGCAUUCGACUUGGUGAAACAAUAAUUGAAUAUUCUUUUGAUUUCAAAUUUUAUAUUACCACCAAAUUAAGGAAUCCGCAUUAUUUACCUGAAUUGGCAACAAAAGUUUCUUUGCUAAAUUUCAUGAUUACUCCAGAAGGACUAGAAGAUCAACUUUUAGGCAUAGUUGUUGCCAAGGAAAGGCCAGAAUUAGAGGAAGAACGAAAUGCUCUUAUCCUCCAAUCAGCUGCCAAUAAGAAACAACUAAAAGAUAUAGAAAAUAAAAUUUUAGAAACAUUGCAGUCUUCUGAAGGUAAUAUUUUAGAAGAUGAAAGUGCAAUUACCAUCUUGGAUUCAGCAAAAAUAAUGUCUAAUGAAAUUACAAAGAAGCAGCAGAUUGCAGAAAAAACUGAAAUUAAAAUAGCACAGUCUCGAGAAGGUUACAGACCCAUUGCAAAGCAUUCAUCUAUAUUGUUUUUUAGUAUUGCUGAUCUGGCUAAUAUAGACCCAAUGUAUCAAUAUUCUCUCAGUUGGUUUGUAAACCUUUAUAUCAACUCUAUUCAUGACAGCAACAAGUCUAAAAUUUUGGAAAAAAGGCUACGGUAUCUAAAUGACCAUUUCACAUACAACUUGUAUUGCAAUGUUUGUCGCUCCCUUUUUGAGAAGGAUAAGUUGCUGUUUUCAUUUUUACUCUGCUGUAAUCUUCUGAUGGCUAGGAAAGAAAUUGAACAUCAGGAGUUUAUGUUUUUAUUAACUGGAGGGGUUGGUCUCAAGAGCAAAUUCAAGAACCCUGAUCCAUCUUGGUUACAAGAUAAAAGCUGGGAUGAAAUAUGUCGUGCAAGUGAUAUGCCUGCUUUUAAAGGAUUACGGAAUCAUGUGACUUCACAAUCCAAUGAAUGGCGUAGCAUUUAUGAUAGUAAAGAACCCCAAACAGUUCCUUUACCUAUACCAUGGAAUACAGACUUAAAUGAAAUAAAGAAAAUGAUUAUUCUCCGAUGCUUGAGACCUGACAAGAUUACACCAGCUAUAACAACCUUUGUGACUGAUAAACUUGGAAAGAAAUUUGUUGAGCCACCUCCUUUUGAUCUAACAAAAAGUUACUUAGAUUCAAAUUCUUCAAUCCCUUUAAUCUUUGUGCUUUCUCCUGGAGCAGAUCCUAUGGCAAGUCUUUUAAAAUUUGCAAAUGACAAAAAUAUGGUUGGAAAUAAAUUUCAGUCCAUUUCUUUGGGACAAGGGCAAGGACCAAUAGCAACAAAAAUGAUUAGAGAAGGAAUGGAGGAAGGGACAUGGGUUUGUUUACAAAACUGCCAUCUCGCUGUUUCCUGGAUGCCAAUGCUAGAGAAAAUCUGUGAAGAGUUUAACAGUGAAACUUGCCAUUCCUCUUUCAGACUCUGGCUGACUAGUUAUCCAUCACCUAAGUUUCCAGUCACCAUCCUUCAGAAUGGUGUGAAGAUGACAAAUGAGCCUCCUACAGGCCUCCGGCUAAAUUUACUUCAGUCUUUCCUUUCUGAUCCGAUUUCUGAUGCAGACUUUUUUGCUGGGUGUCAUGGAAAGGAGCAGAGAUGGGAGAAGCUGCUGUUUGGAGUUUGCUUUUUUCACGCCCUAGUACAGGAGAGAAAAAAAUUUGGACCUCUGGGAUGGAAUAUUCCUUAUGGAUUUAAUGAAUCAGACUUGCGAAUCAGUGUCAGACAAUUGCAGCUGUUUAUAAAUGAGUAUGAACACAUCCCAUUUGAAGCAAUAACUUACCUUACGGGUGAGUGCAACUAUGGAGGAAGAGUGACAGAUGACUGGGACAGACGUCUACUACUGACUAUGCUUGCUGACUUUUACAAUACAGAUAUAGUGGAGAAUUCACAUUAUAAAUUUUCUCCCAGUGGCAACUAUUAUGCUCCCCCAAGGGGCACUUACGAUGAUUACAUUGAAUUUAUUAAGAAUCUUCCUGUUAGCCAGCAACCAGAAGUGUUUGGACUGCAUGAUAAUGUAGAUAUAUCAAAGGAUCUCCAGCAAACCAAAAUCAUUUUUGAAUCUCUUCUGUUGACACAAGGUGGAAGCAAUCAAGGAGGGUCUAAAAGUGGUGGUGACAGCACUUUAUAUGAAAUUGCAGAUGACAUCCUUAACAAGCUUCCAAAAGAUUAUGAUAUUGAGGCAGCACUUAUUAAAUAUCCUGUGAGAUAUGAAGAAAGUAUGAAUACUGUUCUGGUGCAAGAAAUGGAACGUUUUAACAAUUUAAUAAGAACCAUACGCACAACUCUGGUAAAUUUGAAGAAAGCGAUUAAAGGAUUGGUUGUGAUGGAUUCUGAAUUAGAAGCCCUUUGCGCCAGUCUUCUUAUUGGGAAGGUUGCAGAAAACUGGGCUAAACGUUCAUACCCAAGUCUGAAACCACUGGGAAGCUAUAUUCUAGAUUUUCUAGCUAGACUGAAAUUCUUACAGGACUGGUAUGACUCUGGAAAACCGUGUGUGUUUUGGCUCUCGGGAUUCUUUUUCACACAAGCAUUUUUAACUGGAGGGAUGCAGAAUUAUGCCAGGAAGUACACUAUUCCUAUUGAUCUCCUGGGAUAUGAGUUUCAGGUUAUUCCAAGGGAUACUUCAACUACUGCUCCAGAAGAUGGUGUUUACAUCAAUGGGCUAUUUUUAGAUGGAGCUCGCUGGGAUAGAGCAAAAGGGCUCCUAGGUGAACAACAUCCCAAAAUUCUCUUUGACAUAAUGCCCAUUAUUUGGAUAAAACCAGCCAAAACAUCAGAGCUCAAGAAAUCAAAUGCAUAUGUGUGUCCGCUGUACAAGACAAGUGAACGCAAAGGAGUCCUUUCAACAACUGGGCAUUCAACUAACUUUGUCAUUGCAAUGAAGUUGUUAACCGACCAGCCAGUCCAGCAUUGGAUCAAGCGAGGAGUUGCUCUACUUUGUCAGCUGGAUGAUUAAUUAUAUAGAACUCAAACCAGAUGAGACUAAUUACUCCAUAUUCAUAUCUUUCCCUAGAAUAAAGGACUUUCUAAAUAUUUUGAUCAUUUAGACUUUCUGGUAACAAUAUUUUACAAUAAACUGAACCCAU